Messenger RNA from Odontomachus brunneus, 1790 nucleotides. RefSeq lists its product as uncharacterized. The coding region runs from base 421 to 1032 and encodes 203 amino acids. The record is from RefSeq and is a predicted model, not a curated record. NCBI's taxonomy places the organism in Eukaryota, Metazoa, Arthropoda, Insecta, Hymenoptera, Formicidae. The transcript has 4 exons.
UCGGCUGUCGCAUAAAGCUGUCGGGAGUCGGUUGUCGCUAUCGUAACGAGAGUUGGUCAACUCUCAUCUUUUCCGACAUCCGACUUCCGACUGUACGACUAUUGUAGUAUACAGUAUAAUCUUAUUUUCAUCAUGGAAUGUACAAGUUUAGAUGAAAUAAUUAUUGAUUUUGUGCGCGAAAAUUAUUGUUUAUAUGACAAAUGUAAUAUAGAUUUCAAAAAUAUUAGGAAAAAAAAGGAUGUGUGGAAAAAUAUUUCCGAAACUUUGAAAACUUUAUAUACAGUAAAUAUGUCAGCUGAAGAAGUUGAAAAACGAUGGUCAUCUUUAAGAGAUAUGUUUAGUAGAGAGAAAAGACGACAAGCAUUACCACCUUCUGGUUCUGGAUAUGAACCUGUGAAGGAAUAGGAGUUAUACAGAAAUAUGUUAUUUUUAACUCCUUAUAUAGCUCACAGAAAAACAAAAACAUCAUUUGUUCAACAGAAUCAAUCACUAAGUUCAUUACAAACAAGUACAACAAAUACUUGUUCACCGGUAAAAAAAUCCAAGCAAUCUUUCAAUAUUUCUUCACCGUUAUAUGAUCACAAUUACAAUGGGCCUGUUGAAUUAAUUGAAGAGGAUACACCGUCAUUAAAUAUUGAAAAUGAGGAAAUAAUUAUGACAACUAAUAAUGAGAUCUUAAAUAGGCCUGCCAGUACACUUUCUAGCUGUAGUAGUACUAGCAGCAUCCAAUUGGAGACAAGUACGAAAUCCAAUUCGGUAAACUUAGAACGUCCAUUAACAUUAAAGUCUUUUAAAAAAAUAGUGCCGGAAAUGGACGAAUUUGCAAAACGUCGGAGGAGCAAAGAGGAUAAAAUUGAUCGCGAAUUAGCAGAAACAAGUAGAGAAAUAUCAGUUGCUAUCAAAGAAGUAUCAUCUCAAAUACAUUAUGAUAAACAUUUCAAAGAUGGUUACAUGUUUGCUGUAGAAGAAGGAUUAAAGUAUGUUUCUUCUAAAAAUAAGACACAAUGUCAUAGAAGUUCUUCAAAUUAUUAAAAAAUACGAGGAAAGGCAAUAAUUAGUUUUAUAGUUUUACAUUAAAAAGUAAUUAAAAUUAAAUAAUUCAAAAUAUUUAAAAUAAAUUUGAGUUUUAUAUGCUGUUCUUUAUAUUUUAUGUUUCACAAAAGAUACAGAAAGACUUAUAUACAGUUAUAAAAAUAUUAUCUCUAUAAAGUUUCUUUUAUAUUUUAUGUUUAAAGUUAUCUAAGUUUCUUUUGUUUUAUAUUUUUAGUUUCAAUUAAAUAAUAAAAUGUAUUUUAAGUUUCCAUUAAAGUUACAACAGAGUACAAAUUAAAUAAUACAAGUAGUAUUUCUUGUGAUAUGUAUGCUGUUCAAAAAAUUUGUGUUUUAUAAACAAUAUUGUUAUUAUUUUAUUAAUUUUUAUAUGUAUUAUUAAGACUGAUAUGUAUUAAUAAUAUUGAUAAGACUGAUAUGCAUUGAUAACAUUGAUAAAAAUUAUUUGUAAUAAUAAGAUUGAGAUAAGACAUUAGAAACAGGAUGAUUGUGAUUAUAAAGAUUACAAAGUUUUAUGUACAAUUAAUAUUAUUUAUUAAUAACGUAAUUACAAAAACUUUAUAUGUAAUUUUUUAUUAUUUUUAUAAGAUAUUUAUAUGCAUUCCCAUUGAUAUGGAAUACUUCCUUGUUCUGAGACAAAAUAUCGAGCAAGAGUUUCCCGUUGUCUCAUAGCAGCAGCCGUACCAAUGUUGGCACCAACUCGCCCUAAAGGAUGAAUAAACCCUGUUUCUUCUAUUUCA